Cricetulus griseus (Chinese hamster) is the source of this 3380-nucleotide messenger RNA. The record is from RefSeq and is a predicted model, not a curated record. Lineage: Eukaryota; Metazoa; Chordata; Mammalia; Rodentia; Cricetidae.
AUGGAAUGUGAGUACUGGAAUGAAGGAAGGACUUUGGUUGUCUGGCUUUUGUCAUUACAGGAAGAUAUGGCUGCACAUGUUGGUGCUUCGAGGACUCCUCAGGAAGUGAUGGAGCACUACGUCAGCAUGUACAUCCAUGGGAACUUGGGCAAAGCCUGCAUCCCUGACACCAUCCCUAACCGAGUGACAGAUCACACCUGCCCCAGUGGGGGCCCUCUCUCGCCUAGCCUCACCACCCCUUUGCCCCCACUGGACAUCUCAGUUGCUGAGCAGCAGCAGCUGGGCUACAUGCCACUCCGUGAUGACUAUGAGAUCGAGUAUGACCAGGAUGCUGAGACGCUCAUCAGUGGGCUUUCUGUGAACUAUGAUGAUGAUGAUGUGGAGAUUGAGCUCAAGCGUGCCCAUGUAGACAUGUAUGUGCGGAAGCUGAAGGAGAGGCAGCGCAGGAAGAACAUUGCCCGUGACUACAACCUGGUGCCAGCCUUUUUGGGCAAGGACAAGAAGGAGAAGGAAAAGACACUAAAGCGAAAGAUAACCAAGGAGGAGAAGGAGCUGCGGCUGAAACUGCGGCCACUCUACCAGUUCAUGUCCUGCAAAGAGUUUGAUGAUUUAUUUGAAAACAUGCACAAGGAGAAGAUGCUUCGUGCCAAGAUCAGAGAGCUGCAGCGGUACCGGCGCAACGGCAUUACAAAGAUGGAAGAGUCGGCCGAGUACGAGGCUGCCAGACACAAACGGGAGAGGAGGAAGGAGAACAAAAACCUGGCCAGCUCCAAAAGGGGUAAGGAAGAUGGCAAAGACAGCGAGUUUGCAGCCAUUGAGAACCUUCCUGGGUUUGAGCUGCUGUCAGAUCGGGAGAAGGUUCUCUGUAGCUCUUUGAACUUGAGUCCCGCACGCUAUGUGACUGUGAAGACUAUUAUAAUUAAAGAUCACCUCCAGAAGCGACAAGGGAUCCCCUCUAAAAGUCGCCUUCCCAGUUAUCUGGACAAGGUCCUAAAGAAAAGGAUUUUAAAUUUCCUUACAGAAAGUGGGUGGAUAUCCAGGGACGCUUCCUGAGGCCAGAUGAUGCUAAAGCAGCUUGUGAGCCAAAUGACCUAGGGUCCCCUCUCAACAUUGUUGCUCUUUUAAACAAAUUGAAUUCUUUUUUUCAAGGCUUAAUUUUUUUUCAUGACCCUCUGGAAGAAGCAAUAGUAGCAAUCUUAAACUGACUUGUGGGGGAGACAAGUGUGUGUCUUUCUAACUUAGUGCUAAGGUAAUCCUUUCAGAAGAUGGCUUGCCUUGUGUCCGUCUGAAGACUGCCCCCACCUUGGACUAGUUCCCUUUAUUUCAUGAGCCUUUACCCCUUUGGGUUCAGAAGCUGUUAUGCUGUGGGAGCCAAGAGCUAUGUGUUCCUGCCAUUAGUUUUUACCUGGUGACACAAGCUUUACUCAGGUGGGCUGUUGUUGGCACCCCUUCACUGAGCCCACUGCUGCCCCCAGCCAAUACCCCAAGCACAGCCCCGGCACACCGCACUUUACCAGGAGGCAGGCUGUGCACAGAACCCUCUGCUGUGGAGGCUGUGGAGAUAACCACCAGGCCCUCCCCCACUGAGCCACUUAAGAUGAGCCCUUUAUUUGCACACAGUGAUCACAUGAGCUUCCACUUAUCUGACAGCAGCCAUUCCUGGCCCUCAACAGUGCUUGCGCUUAAACUUAGCCCGGCCCAGCCUGGGCUGCCUGAACAGGCUCUCUUGGCACAUUCUUAUCCCUGUGAUUGGGAAAGCAGUUAAUGGGAAGGCCACAGGGUCAGUUGGGGGCUUCCCUUUGCUGCUGUGAACACCUGACUUGGAAGACCUUUUGAGUUCAAAGCUGAGUGUGCAAUGCUGAGUUGGGGCAGUAGCUGCUCAGGACUUCACCAAUAUUGCAGAUUCCCUUUCACUAAAUAUAGGACAUACUAGAUAUCCCGGCUCAGUGAGCUGAUCAGGGUAUGGCCAGGUUCCUCCAGCCGGGUAGUCACGGGACCAGCUGGCAGGGGCCCUGGGGAGUGCAGAGCAUCCUGCCUGUGCCUUGGAGCCUGUGUGCUGCUUUUGUUUGUGGUUUUGAAACAAACUCAGAAAUGGCUCCUUCCCAGAUUGACUGAAAAGCUUGUCUCUGGGGGCCUCCUUCAAGGAUUCUUAUGGUACCUUCCUUCUAAACUUGAGGAAGGCGUUUGUCUUCCGGCUGCUCAGGGUUCUCACGCCCAGACCCUGCUUUAAGAGUCCUGGAGUGACCACAGCCCCUGCCCCCUGUCCCUGAGGUACAAGAGCCUGUUUACCUCAUAGAGUGUUUGGGCUCGGAAGUGAAAGUGAAGUUAUUUUGAAGAACAACUCAUUUCCAAGGACGACUUGAUGACGUGCCUUUUCAUUUUACAUCCUCUGUCCCCUAGGGUAAGUUUUUCAGCAUUAAAUAAAACAUUUCAAAUAUACUGUAUACGGCUUUAGUUGUAAAGUGCAUUGUAGGCUACCAGGGAAGUGCCCUGUGAGCCAGGCCCAGAUUUCUUGACACCAGAAGAUGCUGAGCAGUGGUGUCAAAGGACUAACUCCACACUGCCCCCUGCAGGUGAAUGGUGGACAGUAGCUGGUGUCACUGAACAGCAAUGGGGUGGUGCUCAGUGCCUAGUUGUUAAGCCAGUGGUUCUCAAAGUGGGGUUCUCGGGCACUUGUCAGAAAUAUAGAAUUGCACCCCAUCUAACUCUGUUGAGACAGAGAUUUGGGGACUUCAUUAACAGGGACGAGCAGGGUGUUUUUCAAACCUUCCAGGUGGCUGGGAUACAAACUCAAGUUUGAGAACCACUGGUUUUGUCCUGGUGUCUCCAACACCAGUCCCAGCUUGAUGAGGUUUGAAGCUUCAGUGUCUUCUACAAAAUGACAGCUAGACCUACAUUAGCUUGAGAAGCAGAGGAUUCUGUCAACAUGUGGCCAAGAGCUGUCGGACAAAAAGCUGUGCUUAAGCAGGCGUAUAGUAUGUACAUCUUUCGAUGUUAUGAAUUUAUUUGGGCGUGACUGUUUUAAAACACCAUAAUGAAUGUAUAAUUAAUUUAUGUUCAAGUAUUAAUAUUGUUACAAGGGAAAAAUAAUAUUAGGAUUGUUUGCUCUCCUAUCUGCCCCAGCUGUUUCUGUCACAUUACUCUUAGUUAGUUCAGACCUUGACAUGUUUGUAUUUAAUUCUCAUGAUAAAUUAACUACCACAACCCUAUGGAACCAAGUCUUUUCAAAAUUAAACAAACUGUCUUUGAGUCAGAAAAGUUAGAUAAUUCUUCAACUGUUUGAAAUAAUGCUGUCUAGGAGGCCAACAUUCCAAGAAUGUAUUAAGAAUCAAAACCCUACCAUUUUUAUUAUUCUUUUACAUUAAAUUGUUGAGAACAAA